Molecule: messenger RNA, 540 nt
Organism: Benincasa hispida (wax gourd)
Lineage: Eukaryota; Viridiplantae; Streptophyta; Magnoliopsida; Cucurbitales; Cucurbitaceae
Source: RefSeq, a predicted model, not a curated record
AUGAAGCUGGACGAUGUCUUGUGGGCAUAUUGGACCACCAAUAAAACACCUAUAGAAAUGUCCCCGUAUGCAUUGGUGUUUGGGAAGGCAUGUCAUUUACCGCUAGAAUUGGAGCACAAAGCACUGUGGAUAGGGAAGAAGCUCAAUUUUGAUUUGAAGACUGCAGGAGAGGCGAGAAAACUUCAGUUGCUCGAGCUAGACGAAUGGAGAAUUCAAGCAUAUGAAAAUGCCAAGAUCUACAAGGAACGUGCAAAACAUUGGCAUGACAAACAACUAUGCGAAAAGAAUCUCCAAGUUGGACAGAAGGUCUUGCUAUACAAUUCUCAACUACAAAUUUUUUUUGAAAAAUUAAAGUCACAUUGGUCCGAACCAUUUAUAAUCAAAGAAGUAUUCCUACAUGGUGCAGUUGAAUUAACCAAUGAAGAAGGGACCAACGCAUUCAAGGUCAACGGGCAAAGAGUCAAGAUGUAUUACGAUGGAGACUUGCAUCACGAGAAAACCUCCGUGGACCUGAGGAAUUCCUGGCUGAAGAAGAAAUGA